Molecule: messenger RNA, 900 nt
Organism: Lepus europaeus (European hare)
Lineage: Eukaryota; Metazoa; Chordata; Mammalia; Lagomorpha; Leporidae
Gene: CAPZA3
Product: capping actin protein of muscle Z-line subunit alpha 3
Exons: 1
Coding region: 1-900 (299 amino acids)
Biological process (GO): actin cytoskeleton organization; barbed-end actin filament capping
Cellular component (GO): actin cortical patch; F-actin capping protein complex
Molecular function (GO): actin filament binding
Source: RefSeq, a predicted model, not a curated record
AUGGCACUUAGUGUUCUGAGUAGGAAGGAGAAAGAAAGAGUAAUCCGAAGACUGUUGAUACAGGCUCCGCCAGGGGAAUUUGUAAAUGCCUUUGAUGAUCUCUGUCUGCUCAUCCGAGAUGAAAAACUGAUGCACCAUCAAGGUGAGUGUGCAGGACACCAGCAUUGCCAAAAAUACUCCGUCCCGCUCAGCAUUGAUGGGAACGCAGUACUCCUGUCCCACCACAACGUCAUCGGGGACUACCGAUUUUUUGACUAUCAAAGCAAACUUUCUUUCAAAUUUGACCUGCUUCAAAAUCAGCUGAAAGACAUCCAAAGUCACGGGAUCAUUCGUAAUGAGACAGAAUACCUGAGAACUGUUGUUUUAUGUGCCUUGAAACUGUACGUGAACGAUCACUAUCCAACAGGAAACUGUAACGUACUGAGGAAAACCAUCAAGAGUAAGGAAUUCUUGAUAGCUUGCAUUGAGGAUCACAACUAUGAAACAGGAGACUGCUGGAAUGGCCUUUGGAAAUCUAAAUGGAUUUUCCAAGUAAAUCCAUUUCUAACCCAAGUAACAGGAAGAAUCUUCGUGCAAGCUCACUACUUCAGGUGUGUCAACCUUCAUGUGGAAAUUUCCAAAGAUCUCAAAGAAAGCUUGGAAGUGGUUAACCAAGCGCAACUGGCUCUAAGUUUCGCAAGGCUUGUGGAAGAACAAGAGAAUAAAUUUCAAGCUGCCGUCUUAGAAGAAUUACAGGAGUUAUCAAAUGAGGCCCUGCGAAGAAUUCUUCGAAGGGAUCUUCCAGUGACCCGCACUCUUAUUGACUGGCAGAGGAUACUCUCUGACCUGAAUCUGGUGAUGUAUCCUAAACUAGGAUAUGUCAUUUAUUCCAGAAGUGUUCUGUGCAACUGGAUAAUAUAA